Molecule: messenger RNA, 1595 nt
Organism: Diabrotica virgifera virgifera (western corn rootworm)
Lineage: Eukaryota; Metazoa; Arthropoda; Insecta; Coleoptera; Chrysomelidae
Product: piggyBac transposable element-derived protein 4-like
Exons: 2
Coding region: 57-1595 (512 amino acids)
Source: RefSeq, a predicted model, not a curated record
GGUGUUGUCGUUUCAAACGGUUUAGUGUGAUUAUAAGUUUAAUUAUUUGUAUAAUAAUGGCUGAUUUAAAUAAAGCUGGACCUUCAGGCGUAAAAAGACGUAAGACCGUGAAAGUGAGAAAUGAAAAAAAUCUGAGUGUUGAGGAAUUGAUGCAGUUUUUAUAUAAUUCAGACUCAGAUGAAGAUUAUGAAGACUCUGAUGUAGAUAACUUUGAAAUUGAAAAUGUUUCGGAAGACUCUUCUGGAAGUGAUACUGAGGAUGAUGUACUACAGAACGAGUUAAAUAAUACCGUUGCGAAUAAUCCUGACGUACAGAUUACAGACAAUGAAUGGACCGAAACAACUAGCGGUAUGAAACAAAUUCCAUUUACAAAAAGAAGUGGAUUGUUAGUCGAUAGUCCUGGUGAUAGUGCGUACGAUUGGUUUAGGCUGUUGUUUGACGAUGAACUUUUAAAUAUGAUUGUCUUACAAACUAACAGUUAUGCAGUUGAAGUUCUUUCUACCAGCAAAGGAUGUGACCGUUCAAGGAUUUCCCUAUGGAAGGAAUUAACAAUAUCGGAAUUGCUAAUAUUUAUUGGAUUAACCUUCCAUACAGGAACAAUCCAAUUGCGUAGCAUACAAGACUACUGGAAGAAAAAUAGAUUAUUUUCGACUUGUUUUUCUUCAUACAUGAGUAGAGACCGCUAUUUGCUUAUAAUGCGAUGCCUUCAUUUUGCCGAAAAUGUAAAAGAAAAUGAACCAGUUCCAGUAGAUCGACUAUAUAAGGUAAGACCCUUGCUAGAUCAUUUUAAUAACAAAAUGAAGACGGUAUACUAUCCAGGAAAGUAUUUAUCUCUAGACGAAUCUAUGAUCUUGUGGAAAGGAAAACUGGUAUUCAAGCAAUAUCUCCCUAAGAAACGACAUAAGUAUGGAGUAAAGCUUUAUAUGCUGACAGAAGCCGAUUCAACAAUUUUGGAUAUCCAUAUAUAUGCUGGUGCAGGUGAUGCAACUGCUGGUAAGUCUCAUGCAGAAAGAGUGGUGCUACACCUAAUGCGUAAUUUUUUCGACCAUGGACAUUCGCUUCAUAUGGACAACUAUUACAAUAGUUAUAACUUGGCCAAAUUACUACUGGAUAAAAAUAGUUUUUGUACAGGCACUCUGAGAAAAGAUAGGAAAGGCUGUCCAAAAAACGUCGUAGACGCAAAGUUAAAAAAAGGCCAGACCAAAAGUAUGUACCUCAACAACGUAAUGGUUGGAAAAUGGCGAGACAAAAGAGAUAUCAUUUACAUUUCAACUGAAUAUAAAAAUGAGAUGGUAACCGUAAGAAAUAGACGAGGGGAUGAGAAAAUUAAACCACUGCCAAUCAUUCAAUAUAAUAAAUAUAUGGGCGGAGUAGAUCUUCAAGACCAAAUGUCUUCUUAUUAUCCGCCGACACGCAAAACUUUACGUUGGUACAAAAAAAUUGGCAUACAUCUGUUUCAGCUAUAUUUGCAAAAUGCUCAUAGAUUGUAUAAUAAGUACCACGGCACGGAAAUAACAAAAUGUCAUAUUAUAAGUUUCGAUUGUCAAUACUUGAAAAGUUAUUACCAGAAAAAUGUCAAGGAACAGCAGUUGUAA